AUGCGCGGCACGAAAGCAGCGUUGCGCAAGCACGGCCCUUUGCUGACCAGCCCUCGCUGUUCUGCGACGCGCCUGCGGCACCUCACGCUCGCCGAGGACACGCGGGGCAUGCUCACGGAGCUGCGCAAGGCCGUGCGCCUGCUGCUCCUCACCAACGGCGACAGGCAGACGCAGCGCGAGAAGAUCGAGGCGUGCGCCUGCCAGCCCUACUUCGAUGCCAUCGUCGUGGGAGGGGAGCAGAAAGAGGAGAAGCCGGCGCCGUCCAUCUUCCACCACUGCUGCGAUCUUCUGGGGGUGCAGCCCACCGAGUGCAUUAUGGUUGGCGACUCUCUAGACACAGAUAUCCAAGGAGGCCUGAACGCAGGCUUGAAAGCAACUGUCUGGCUAAACAAAACCAUGACGACCCCCUUAGAUACUGCCCCGGUACCUCACUACGUUAUUUCUUCUGUGCUCGAUCUUCCCGCGCUGUUGCAGAAGAUGGAUAACAACACUAAUACUAACCUAGAAACUGGCCAUACACCUAGCAGUAAUGAAGUGCAUUGA
Messenger RNA from Tinamus guttatus (white-throated tinamou), 543 nucleotides. NCBI's taxonomy places the organism in Eukaryota, Metazoa, Chordata, Aves, Tinamiformes, Tinamidae. The record is from RefSeq and is a predicted model, not a curated record.